UUAAUUGAAAAAAUAUAAUCUGUUAUAACAUUUAAAUAAAUAAAAAACACCUUAUCGAUAUCUCGUUACUCAAUUUGAAAGCCCUCUUCCUUCUUCGCUUCAUUUCUCUCUUCUUCUUCUUAUCUGUAACUAACUCUCGCCAAUCACAAUCACCUUUUUUUUUUCUUCAAAUCUAACCGUAACAGAAUUCUGUUACAAUGCCGUCUACAAGUUCCGUCACAGCUCCGUCAUACGCCGUUAUCCCCUUCACCUUCACCUCUUCAAAAUCAUCUCCAAAUUUUCCAACAACAAAACUCUUCACCAAACAAAACCCUAAUCCACUACUCCAAACAAAAUCCACUCGCUCUCAUCGAAGAGUUCUAGUAAAAGCAACCGUUUCAAUAGAGAAGGAAACUCCAGAAGCUGAACGACCGGAAACGUUUCUCCGAGGCGGCGAUGGCGACGGAGGUGUGUCGUCGGUUAGGGUUAGGUUUGAGAAGAUGAUUAGAGAAGCGCAGGAUAGUGUUUGUAAUGCGAUUGAAGCUGCUGAUGGUGGUGGAAAGUUUAGAGAAGAUGUUUGGUCUAGACCGGGUGGCGGUGGUGGUAUUAGUAGGGUUCUUCAAGAUGGUGAUGUUUGGGAGAAAGCUGGUGUUAAUGUUUCUGUUGUUUAUGGUCAAAUGCCUCCCGAUGCUUAUCGUGCUGCUAAAGGUGGUGCUAGUGCGGAUCAGAAGCCUGGUCCUAUUCCCUUUUUCGCUGCCGGAAUCAGCUCUGUUUUACAUCCAAAGAACCCAUUUGCCCCAACCUUGCAUUUCAAUUAUCGCUAUUUUGAAACUGAUGCCCCUAAAGACGCUCCUGGAGCACCUAGACAAUGGUGGUUCGGUGGAGGAACCGACUUAACCCCUGCUUAUAUUUUUGAAGAGGAUGUCAAGCACUUCCACUCAAUUCAAAAACAGACUUGUGACAAAUUUGAUCCUACAUUUUACCCCCGAUUCAAGAAAUGGUGUGACGAUUACUUCUAUAUCAAGCAUCGAGAUGAAAGGAGAGGGCUGGGAGGAAUAUUUUUCGAUGAUCUGAAUGAUUAUGAUCAGGAGAUGCUCCUUUCCUUCGCUACCGAAUGUGCAAACUCUGUUAUUCCCGCAUACAUACCUAUCAUAGAGAAAAGAAAGGAUUUGCCCUUCACAGAACGUCAGAAAGCAUGGCAACAAUUGAGAAGAGGACGAUAUGUUGAAUUCAAUUUGGUAUAUGACAGAGGUACAACAUUUGGACUGAAAACUGGAGGGAGAAUAGAGAGUAUUCUUGUUUCUCUCCCACUGACUUCUCGGUGGGAAUAUGAUCAUAAACCAGAAGUAGGAAGUGAAGAAUGGAAACUCUUAGAUGCGUGCAUCAACCCAAAGGAAUGGAUCUAACUUAUCAGUUUUGGUAGCUUUUUCAAUAACAAUAAGAUAAGAUAGCUUGUAUUCUUUUUUUCCCGUGUAUAUCAUGUACUUCCUUUUUUAGCGUUGAGUUGUAAAUCACGUGUUUUACACUGUUCACCCAUGUUGUUAAAUUAUGCAAAUGACAAUUGUUUAGACUGCAAUGUAAUGUAUUCACUGUA
Molecule: messenger RNA, 1573 nt
Organism: Lathyrus oleraceus (garden pea)
Lineage: Eukaryota; Viridiplantae; Streptophyta; Magnoliopsida; Fabales; Fabaceae
Product: oxygen-dependent coproporphyrinogen-III oxidase, chloroplastic
Exons: 8
Coding region: 198-1385 (395 amino acids)
Cellular component (GO): chloroplast stroma; cytoplasm
Molecular function (GO): coproporphyrinogen oxidase activity
Source: RefSeq, a predicted model, not a curated record